Messenger RNA from Marchantia polymorpha subsp. ruderalis, 5084 nucleotides. Lineage: Eukaryota; Viridiplantae; Streptophyta; Marchantiopsida; Marchantiales; Marchantiaceae. The record is from the annotation of a GenBank genome assembly.
CAGAAGAGUCUUAUGACAACAUUGCCGAUAAAAGGAUGGUGGCUGCUUUUCAUUUCCGAUCUCCCACUGAAAGACAGCUCCACGUUUGCUGUCCAGUGCUCAAAGAAAUGAACUUUCAAUAGUUUGCACUGUUCUUCGCCAAAAUCUCACGGUCGAUUUCUGCCGGACUAGACUUAUAUACAGCAACAGUCUCGAAAGGUCAGGCGAGGCUCCGGUCCUGAGAGUGCCCUUCCCAACUUCCUGGAGAAACUUCGAGAAUGGCCAGCCUUCAUAUUUCGGCGACCUUGAGAACAUGUUGCUUCAUUCCCUCUGAACGGGACCCACAAUUAAUUCCCCGGGAGUCACUGGAAUAUUUGGCGUCGACGCCAAAUCGUAUCAACCCUAACGCUCUUCCUUCGAAAGUACACUAACUCAUGACAGAAAAUUAAUUCACCAGCUACGAUUGAGGCACAUUCUCUUAUCUGCCGUCAGUGUCGCUCGGGUUCAGUAUCGAUUACUGACAACACUCGAGACGCCCUCACACUCUCCUGCUUGGAAUUUCUCAACAUUGGGAUAGUUGCGGGUUUGUCAGCAGAGCAGGAAGGUUUUGCUCUGUCCAGUGAGUUAACAGAGACUGAUGGAAGCUUGAAGGCGUUAUCUUGGACGAGUUCGACUUAGUCGGUGGAUCGAGAGGCCAAUGAAUGCUGCGAGCGCGUUGGAACUUGCCACUCCUUCGGUUUGGUCGCCUAAUGUGUAGAGUACGACGGAGACGUUUUAGUGAUCAGAGUGAGGACCUUGAGGAGUUCAAUCCGUCAUGAAUAUCUCAGAGCUCCUAUCUUCAGCUGCGGUCUCGAGCAGUCCGAGCAGCAUACUUUCCAUGGAGACUUCUGAUGACAGCGAUUUUCUAAUCCGGGAGUCGAGCAGAAUCAGUAGUGGCAGAGUGAAGGUGCUCUCCCUCGGUCGUGUGUUGAACAUACUUCUCGAUGCGGAGCCUAGAGAGCUCGAAAAAGUUCGUGGACAAUUAAAGUCUAGUUCGCGACCGAAAAGCUCAGUUGGCAAAGCAGCCCUCUCUCUGAUGGACCAUGUUUUGGAUAUGCACUCCAGUGGCUCAUCCGUGGAGCAAAUCUUUGUUCCCGUUCUUGAGCAUGCUGUGAAGUCAAAGGAGCAUAGCAAUCGCAAGCGAUCUGUUUGUAUCCUACAGUCGGCACUGGAAAGCGAUGAAGUGGGUGUGAUAGCUGCCAGCAGUCUGGCUACGAUAAUAGCGACUCAAGAAUUUAACAACCGUGUGAAGCUGGGCUGGUGUGUGAUUGUUCGUGAGGUGGUACAAGGCUGGUCAGGACAAAGAUCUCCAUAUAGUCCUCUUCACAAAGAGAUAUUUGCAAUACUCGUCUCGUGCGUACAAAGCCUCACAAACGUUGUGUGUGUAGCCAGUGUCAAAGAGGACGGUAAAUCGGUCCCAACCCGCCUGUCAAUAGCUGCAGCGGAUUGCAUACUGGCAAUCACAAAAGUACUUGCAGUGGGUACCAAUUCCGAGCCCGAAGACAAUCCAACGGAAAGUAUCGACACGGGUCAUCAAAGAAAACCACUUAUUACUCCAAUCGAGACCAUUCCGAAUGACGUCAGAAACGCUCAUGUGGCACCCGACGACGUGAACAAUACUCCUAGUACAUCCAGCAGAGACUUAUUCUGCACUUCUGAAAGGCGGAACAUGGCACUGUGGGAGCAGCUGGAUAACCUUGUCUCACUAGUCAAUGUCCUAUGCGAGUGGAAUCACCGGAGCAGGCCUCUAUUUGCCAAAGGCUUACAGCGCGUUCAAAAGAGGUUGCAGUCGCUAGCAUCCUAUCGUGAUUCACUGCAACAUCAAGGACCAGAUAUGGGUGAUGUAUCCAUAGGAGCGGAAGUACUAGUAGCUUGCUGGCAGCAUUACAGUGGUCUGCUUAUGACAGAGGAUAAAGCGUUACAUAACCGUCCACAUCCUGUUCUCCAACACUGGCUCGGUGCCCUUCAGUACUAUCUGGAAGAAACAGAGAAGUCGGAUACGGAAGAAGAUACGAGGAAAUCACAGGAACUGAGGGCAUAUGCACUAGCCUGCGUAGCUUUGACAUUAGGUAGAUUAGAUGCUCGUCGCCUAGAAGCGAUAUUGGAGGAAUUUGAACCACAGUUGUUGAAUCUUCUCUUUUCUCAGCUGCGAGGAGGAGAUAACACCAUAGUAGAGCUGGCAGUAGGUAUUUUGAGAGCUAUUUUGUUUCGACAAACUGUCUCUGCACCCGCCUCCGGUGCUGGGUCCUCUGUAUCAAGAUUAGAGACUGUGGUGCCAAUGCUCAUGGAGAUGCUCGAUACUCGAGACACCGCUGCGAGGGCAGUUGUUCUCCUUCUAGCAGAGUACUUUGCAGCAAAUCCCGAGGCUACAGAAGUGGAGAGCCUCUUCUCCCGUCUGGAUGCUGAGGAGUCUUCGCAGCGCAGAAAUGCUCUUGAUGUUGUAACCGAGCUUGUCUCUAUAUGCACAAGAAAAGCCGACAUGAUAAACUCAAACUUCAGCCAGACAAUUGCUAUGCAUCUCUUCAAAAGGUUGGGAGAUACCGAGCUUACGAAUCGUGCAGAAGCGUCUGCCCUAUUUGCGAGUCUGGAUCCUUCGUUUACACUGCCCACUCUGGUGAAACUUUUAUACUCCUCAGAUGGUCGAGUUCGGUCAGCUGCAAGUGCCAGCGUUCUAUCUAUUCUCAUUCACAAACCCGGUCGUCGUGUGAUUGAGGAGCUCCUUGACUGCGUCACGAAACUCAUGAAACAACACCCAAUAAAUACGGAGAAUAGUGACGGAGGUGCAGUUGGUGGCACUAACAAUUCAGACGGCUCUACCCCCGAUGUUGAGCGAGUUAUGCGGCUUGUCCCAGAUUGGGCUUCAAAGGUCGAAGAUUGGAACGAUAUUAUUCCGUUUCUCUUGAAGAAGACAUUUGACGAGCCUUCGAAUGCGGUCAUGCCAAGAUUUCUUAGUUCAAUCAGUCGUGAACUCGCUGAAAAUACUGAUAUUCUUUAUCCUCUUCUUCUGAAGAAAUUACAACAACAGUCACAACUUACCGAGGCGGUUACAUCUAAAGUCGGUGAAGAUAAUAGUUGGUCAAUGGCUAAUCACUUAUUCGAACGACUGAGCCCUCUUCUAGUGUUACGGGUGCUUCCUCUUAGUGCCUUUAACGACAUCAGCUGCAAGGAGCUUUAUGGAGGAUUGACUUCUGUUCUUGUCGACGUUCGAAACGCAGGGUGUCGACCUCUUCAUUCGAAUACGGCUGAAUGUAUCACCGAUCAUUUGCUGAACAGAGCUUGUGGAGGCUCGGAGUUCGAAGAUGUUCGGAGAGUUGCGUCUGAAAUCACGGGACGGCUUGUUCCGGAUAUUAUGUUACCACUGGUAACCGUACAGCUGGAGGAUGCAACUAGAUGCCAGGAUUCUCGAACGGUUAAAGCUUGUCUCCUUGCUCUUUGCACAACAUUAGUGAUAAGGAGUAAGGAGGUAGUGAACCAUUCUUUGAUGGGGCACAUUCGAAAGAUUCUUUCGUCUAUUCUCCUUUGGCCCUGUGUAGUUGAGGAUAAAGCGUUCUCUGAGGUUGCAAAAGCGCAACAUGGCUGCAUUGACUGUUUGGCCUGGAUGAUAUGCGCGGAGACGCAAAGCCUCAAGGAAGUUCUCGUAGCUGAAGAAUCUUCCGCCUUCUCGACCGCGGGAGUAGAAAGUUACGCAGGAGAAGAGCAUAAGACAGAAAAGCUCAGUAGCAAGGUGGAGACGAGUAGGCCAUUGCUACAGAUUGUCGAAGAGAGUUCUCUUGCAGAAGAUCUCCACGAAGAACCUGAGAGUAAGCCUUCUCUUAUUAAAGAGGGUAUCCAGCUCAUUCAAAAGCUUCCCGAAACAGAGCAGCUCAGAAGGACUGCUUUCCCUCGGAAGGAAGUAAGCCAGCUGAGCAGAGAGAUAACGAAGGCGGAAAUGGCUAAAAGGGAAUUGUCAAAUAAGAGAAUACUAGUUCUCGAUCGGCUGACAGAACUGGAGCAGCAAACUGAAGAUAGAUCUGGAGACCCUGAUUAUGCCAGUGAUUCAUCUGAUUCGCUCGAGGACGUUCCAGAAUUAGAGAGGAACUAUCAAUUGGCUAAAGAAAAAGGGAGAAAAGAAAACCAUGAGAUCCCAGCCAAGUCAAAUUUACUUCUAGAAGAGCUUCCUAAUCUAGAACAAAGGGAGCAACGAGGGAAGGAGACCAGUCCACAAGGAGUUGCACGUCAAGGUUUUCAACCAAAGCUCUUAAUAGAGGAAAUUUCUUCGUCGGAUUCUAGGGGAAGAAAGCUUCUGAAAGGUGCGAAUGUAAAUGAUAAUCAGCAUGCAGUACUUGUCGACGUCGUAGACUGCUUAACAGGGCAUUCAAAGAAGUUACCAUGGUCAACUUUGGAUGGUGAUGGUCUUGGAGGAGCAACAAGAGUUAACGGAAUCGCUCCCAUAUCUUUCCGUAUCUGUAUGGCCAACGUCCUCAUUAGCGCAUGCCAGAAAGUGCCUUCAGCAGCUCGUACGAUUGUGGCUGCAAAAAUGAUCCCACCGGUGGCAACAUUCAUUCAGAUGAGUGGCGAUUCGAAGAUGAAGGCAGCAUGUCUUCAAGUCCUGUUCACUGCAGUCUAUCACCUGAAAGCACAUGCAGUGAUGCCGUUUGCUAGUCUUUUAAUGACUAUCUCAAUUGGGGCUGUCCAAUGUCGUGGACUUCUUGAGGAGAGAAUGGGAGGUGCAAAACUUCUAGCUUCGUUGCUAGCUAGUGAAGAAGUCAUGGUUCGGGAAUUGGCAACACAUCUCCUCGACGCGCAAGUAGCUUUGUCGAGUAUUUCGAGAAUUGAUAGUUCUCCUGAACUUAGAAUGCUCUGCGAGAAACUGUUGUCAUGCUUGUCAGUACCAGGCGAUGGCGAUGUGUAAUUUCGUCCUGAGGCUCCGAGCAAUUUUGUCCUGAAGUGAAGCAAAAGUAGUCCAGAUUUUCAUCCACAUGUAAACACCUUUCAAAUCUGGAGUAAAUUGCAAUCCGAAGUUGAUGCUCCUAUGACAGACAUCGCGGAAGGGCAAAGUCUCACACGCGCAUUAUUUCUUCCUCUCC